AUUUUCACAAAGUACCGGAGGCUUUAACUGUAAAUAAUAACCACCAGUAACGUCUGCUAUGUGGGUCAUACGCAGAGGAGACGGCAUGGAGUCGCUGUGAGGGAUUAGGGUUUGAGCCAGUUUGUGCGAUCAGUAGACACAGGAGUUAAUCCACCACACAGAUCGACGUGUAAACAAAAACACAGACCUAGUGUUACCUCAGCCGGGGAGGUCGUGUUUGUUGAUUUGCGUGACGACGGAUUAGAUUACCGUAAAUGCUCCAAUUAACACUUCUAUUUCAUUAAAAGUAAAUAACCACCGAGAUGUCUAAUUAGUGUCACUUCAGAAAAUAUUAGCAUUAGCAGAUGUGGCUGUAGGCAAUGUCCUGAUUUUUUAGAAAUAUUUUUUAUUAACACGAGACUGCAAGAUGGCAGUAGCUACAGGGUCACAGGAGGUGCUGGAGCCCAUCCCAGCUGUCCUCGGGUGACAGGCGGGGCACACCCCGGACUGGUCGCCAGCCAAUCACAGCACUUGACCGGGUGCGUACGGGGUGUGUUCAGAAGCAGAAGAGUUACGAUGCCAUCUACUGUACAGGGUCGGAACAGCAAAUAAAGUAAGUGAGUAAUGUUAUACGCUACUCCAGGGGUGCUCAUUAAGUCGAUCGCGAGCUACCGGUCGAUCGCGGAGGUGGUACUGGUCGAUCGCUGGUCGAUCGCGGCGUGACUUAAAAAAAAUGUCAUCCCAGCAUCAAUGCGGUCACUUGAUUGAUAUACAGGGCAGCCAUUCGGAUGACAACUGAAUGUUGCCCUUCGGGCGACCAAUCAAAUCAAACGACGUCUCUAAGUGCAGCAGAACUUACGAUGUCAGCCUAUCAUCCAUCCCCGUUACUUGAUUGACAUACAGGACAACCAGUCAGAUGACAACUGAAUUUUGACCUUUAGGUCACCGCUCAUGCGUAAACAACGAUGCAAAGUGCUAAGCUAGUCGGCGAAUUGCGAGAUUUUAAGCCCUCGCUAAAGUUUAUGGUCACUAAAAUGAGUGAAGGAGCUGGACCAAGUAAAAAGGCAAAAACUGGACCAAGUAAAAAGGCAAAAAACAUAUCACUUCCAUACGGAUAUGGAAUAUUAUACGGAUAUUAUGAUACGGAUAUUAUCCAUGACUGAUAAACAUUUGGAAGUGUGCUUGAGGCUGGCUAUCAGCAGCUACUGUCCGGACUAUGCAUCCCUGGCUGGUUCAAUUCAGUGCAAGUCAUCAAAGUAAACUCAGGUAAUUACAAAAAAUGUUCAUAGUUAAUUAUGUGUGUUUUGCAAUAUUGGCUCAUUUGGUUAUGUAAGGUACAUCAACAUACAUUGUACGUACAAAUAAUCCUCAAUACAUUUGAAAAUAAAUAGAUGUUUUGCAUUUUUGUAGUGGGUAGAUCAUUUUGACUCGCUCAUUUUAAAAGUAGCUCGCAUGCUGAAAAAGUGUGAGCACCCCUGCGCUACUCUUUUAGACAUGAUAUUAUUACGAUGGCGCAUUUUGUUGCUUCUAGGCACAUCUAGUCAAUUAAUCCCAUGAAAGAAAUUAAGCAUAAUCUCAUCAACACUAGCGUAUUCUUUGUGUCACUAUCAGAACUGCUAAGAUUACUCUAAAAGUCUGAUUCCUCCCAGUUAAGUCCGGAGGACGGACGCAGAUCAAUUAGGGAGAAGAAAUAAAAAAAAAAAGUAUUUUUAAAUCCUGCCUGUAAUCUGUCAGAUAAAAAUAUGGCGGGGCGACUCUCAAUCUGGGUCGUCCAGCAGCGCUGGUGGCGGUAAUCCGUCCUCACACACACACACGGGCCUGACGCCAACCUGCCUCAGGUUGCCUUGACGACAGGACUCAUGCGCUAUCAUGGGAGUGAAAAAAGCGGCGUGACCCCUUGAUAAGGUCGCUCAGGUGCAAGAAUGCUACCUGACGUCAGGCCCGAGGAAAGGAGUCAUCGGGUAUGUCUUUUCAUAAACGACACGCAAAGAGCCGGUUUGUGCUUGUUGAGAAUCACACAGGACGAGAUGUUAUAGCUUGGAAUGCGUUAAGCACGCCCGAGUGCAGACUUGGAUGGUGUGUAUCGAUGUGUUGCGUGUCGGUUUGGGGGAUUUUUGAACCCGUAUCCAUGUCCUUGUUGGCCUUUGCGGGCCCAGGAAAUGCAGACUUUCUUCAGGCUUCUGAUUGGUUGGUUGAAAAUGCCCGUCAGGCAUCAUCAUUCGCCACAUUAAGUUGAUAUUAGUCAUGCAAUGUAAAAUGUAUAUAUUCUAAAAACAAAUAAAAAACAAGCCAUUAUCCAAAUUAGUUUAGCACAUUUUUUAAAUUAUAUUACAUUAUUGCCAGCAUGCUAACAUUAGCAUAGUAGCAUUUCAAGUCAUUUUCAUAUGUAGACGUUAAAAAAAAAAAGAUCAGCUGUGGAGAUUCUGUAAUCAGGAAAAAGCCGAAAGACACAAACAAAAAAAUAUGCUUGGUGUUAGCAUGCUAACAUUAUCUUUUUUUGUGAUAUUCAUGAAUAUGAACUCAAGCAGACACUUGCUAGCAUAUGCUAGCAUAAUUAUACUCCCAUUUCAGCACUAUUGUGCUCGGUAUUAGCAUGCAAACAUUAGCAUGUUAGCAUUGCUAGCAUUCUUUAAGUCAUUCAAACCCUUCCGAUGUAUAUUUUCAUGGCCCAGGAAUCUACAUAUGUGGAUAAAAUAAAUGUAGGACGAAUAUUUAUGCUGUAAAUCACAAUAAGGGGGAACUACGGGGCUUGGUGGACGUCUGUUCGUUUUUUUUAAGUAAGUUUUUAUAAGAUUUACUUUUAAUAUCUUAUAUUCAUAUGUAAAAUGUAAAAUAUUUUAAGAUUGAGAUGACUAUCACAAAAACCUAACAUUUUUGAUGUUAAAAAAAAGCAAAAUUUAAAUAAAAUGUUGGUGAAAUAAUGAAAUACAGUAUGAUUGUGGUCAUGUGAGGACAUACAGUAUUAAUCAAGUAGUUACUAUAUAUCAUGUAUUUAUGUAUUAAGCAUGAUGUACAUACUUUUUGGCAGGAUACGCUAGGCUUUUGCUUCUUCCUGCUCCUUCUCUGGACUUUAGCUUUUAAUGCCUUGUUAUAUCAAAAACUAAAAUUAAAUCAUCGUGUCCGAGACCAUUUAGAAAAGUGUUCAAUAACUUAGGAAAAAGUCGAAAGAAGCAAACAAUUGAAAAAGUAUAAAGUUUGUGACUUACAGCUAAUUUAAAGUAUUUAAAUUGUGGAAUAUUUACUUUUUACUGUGUAUCUCUCGUCUCAGCCAUGUGAGACGCUAGCUUUAGUUGACUCGGUAAAAAAAAAAAGAAAAGGGUCAGAUGGAGUUAAUGUUCCUCCAGGAGCUGAUGUGAUCAACACGUCCGCGAUUAAACCAAGUUAAUAAUUAACAUCCUGUACUUCUCUACGUGCGAAUGAGGGGAUAAAAAGACAAAAACACGUUGAAGAAAGUUGAAGUUUCAUUUGGAAUAUGAAGGCAGGCCGGUAAUAAAAAUAUAUAUCAAGCUGCUACACGACAACAUUGGAAGGGCGUUCAACCUGCAAGAAUAAAUAAAAACAAUGCAGGACCGUUUUCAUCCUGAGCCUUCAACAAAAAUCCUUUUUGACGCACGAGACACAUUGAUGAGGUCCUGUGUGGAUUCUUUGUCCCACAACAUGAAACGUAGAAAAGUUUUUGUUUUUUUAAAAAAAAGGUCACAAAGAAAAACGGUGAGCAUCGUGGGUGAAGGUCAUGUAAGGGGUGUAACUGCUGCUGAAGUAAGCCCCGCCCCCUAGUCUGGAGUACACAGGGAAGGCGGGGUCGGUCCGCACCCUCUUGCUGAACUUGGUGGCGCUGUCCGCAGGGUGCGUGCCGCCCCUUGCGGUGGAAAAGUGCAUGCAGAGGAGCUCCUCUGUGUCCCAGCUGGGGCGCCUCUUCUGGGGCCGCGGCGUUGAAUGAUGCUCAUGGGCGAGUGCGGGCAUGCCGCACCGUGGCGAGGCUCUGGGGGCGGGGCUGUCUCGUUUCAGGAGGGACUCGAUGGAGAACGGACCGCUGAACUUGACCUCACAUCGUAUCUGAACCGAGUCACAGGAGCUGGCCUUGGAGGAGGAGGGAAGGACGCCCACAUUCUGGGCAUCCUCCCCCCUGGAGGUCAACUCGGGGAAGAAGUCCAGGAGGUCCUUGAAGUGACGGCGCACCAUUUUAUGGACUUCCUGUCUUCCUUGAUGAGCGGCCCCAGCCUGUCCAUCAACUACACGACAAAAAUGAAGACAUCAGAUGGAUUUUUCAUGUGGAAAACAUGCGUCUUAAGAGACAAGGUAUGUAUCUACCUGUGCGAAGGUGAGCAUUUUGUCCGGCGCGUCCUGCAGGACGACGGCGAUCCUGGCCAAGUAGGUGGUGCUCCUCCUGAACACGUCGCCAGCCGGAGGGAGCUGAGCCCUGACCUUGCCGUGGGUGGUGUGCAUGCUGCUGGAUGGAAGAUCAGGAGUGAUGCGGACCCCGAGCAGGUUAAUGCAUGUUCAAGCACCCGCCAGACAACACUGCAUACGCAAUGAGGCGUGCACGCCGCCCUUCAAGGCCAGACACCAGCCACAUCACGGCACGGGAGAAUGGCGGCUGCACCAACAAACGGAGCGACGGAACAUCACUACAUGGCAGGAAAUCAGGAGAUCAGACACUCGACAGACGCAGCAGCGCCCCCCACUGUCAAAUCCUCUUUGUCCAGACGCGCCGAGAAGAGCGCCAUGUUUCCGUGGGACGUCCUGACAGAAGGUGCAUUGAUAUGACAUCAUAGCCCAGCAGCGUAGAUAUACAGCGACAACACUUGAUGUCCGCUCUCCUUGGGAUGGCUGUAUCUUCCAGCACAAGACGCGUGCUCCGGUCCUCAGGGAUGAAGGGCCAGCUACCAUUCCUAAAGGAGCGAUCCAUCUGGUCUGGGAUCCCGACGGGAUGAGCCGGUUGAUACACCUGAACAGUAUUUAGUGGUGGGAGGUGACAUGAAAUGGACCGAGUGGGACACCCUCCGGGCGCACCGAGGCUGGGAGGACAUCCCGUCAAGGACCGGAGGAGGAGGAGCAGCUUCAGGACUCAUCCAGCGUGUCUUCACUGCGCAAAGUUCGGCUGGGAAAUCCGGCCUUUUUUUGCACCCUGAUGUUUCAGCAAGUAACCCGAGUCUGGAAAAGCGCAAGCCUGAAAACUUUAAGGACGACAUGCCAGAGAGGACCACCGGACGUCUCGUUUCGCCUUCUCUUUACUCACUUUGGGCUCCAAUCCCCACCGCAGAGGACACCGAGGGUCCUAAAAGCACCAGACCCCCACCCCCUUCCUUCCAUCAUCAUCAUCAUCAUCAGCAUCAUCAUCACCGCACUGACAUGCGCAAUCGGCACCGCCGGGCAUCCACACCAGCCUCGCUCCUCCGUGGCGCUUAUUUCAUUCGGUGCUCUCCCACCGGAGGCUCCCAGUCGCUGCUAACCGAGGACGGAGGGCCAGGCGGCGGCGUCCAGAGAGCAACAUGUCCCGGCGCAAGCAAGCCAAGCCGCAGCACCUCGGGGCCGGCCAGGAGGAGCGUCGCGGCGGCCUCCCCCUCCUCCGAGAUGACGGCUCAGUGCAAAGCGGGGAGAGAGAGGACACCAGCGGGACUGGAGGUUCCCCCCGCCGCGACGACACGCACGUUUGCAACAAAUGCUGCGCCGAGUUCUUCACUUGGGCUGAGCUGAAGGAGCACCACAAGUCCUGCGUGGAGGACUGCUCGGUGUUCAUCAUGAAAAACGGCGAAGGGGCGCACGGUGGCGGGGAAUCUCCCUCUCCCGUCCCCAGCGUGGUGUCCAGUGACUCGUCCGCGGUGGACGCCGGCUUCGACCUGGGCGAGACACCCGUGACCGACAACGACAGCCUGGACAACGCGGAGGAAGGGCUGGAUGAAGCCAUGGAGGUCGAACACCACCCCCGAGACAAAUACGCAAUCCCGUCCAGCCCUCCGCCGCCUGACUCUACCGGGACCCCGCUGGUUUCAGCCGCCUACAGCAUACCCGACACCAAUGUGACCCUGGAGAUCCUUCACAGCACCAGGGUGGCCGUGGCCCAAUUCUCCCAGGCGGUCGGCAGCAACGGCACCGCCGGGAGGUCCGCUUCGGCCGCCAUCCCCGUAAUUCUGGAGCACCUGCUGGCGCUGCAGCAACAGCAGGUCCAUCAGCUCCAGCUCAUCGAGCAGAUCUGCAGCCAGGUAGCCACCAUGAAUAAGCAGCCCAGCCGGGGGGCGUCAAAUCCGGUCUCGGCGCCCCGGCCCACUGCAGCCAACACCCUCGCUUCGACUAAUCCCAUCCUGCCGCUGACAGGAAGUACGCCGUCAAACGUCAGCGACCAGGGUGCUGGUCUCGUGCCGGAAAAGUCCCAAAGUCUCCCCUCAGAAACUGUAUGCAAGCGGUCGGCCUUCAGGGAUCCCGUAUGUUCCUCCGGAAAUUCAACUCCGUCCAUCUCCACCUGCAGCAGCAUCUCUGCCUUGAUGCCUCCGUACAGCGGCUCACACGCCAGCGCCAUUGGCAGCCGCCAGACCCUCAGCUGUCCCAGUCCCGGACCGCUGGGGCAGAGCAGUCUCCUGGGCUCCCCCGCCGGCCUCCCCUUCCUGCCUCAGAGCCCCCCCAGCGGCGUCAUCUUCCCCAAUCCCUUGGCCAGCAUCGCCGCCACGGCCAACGCACUCGACCCUCUGGCCGCCCUGAUGAAGCACAGGAAGGGGAAACAACCGUCCUUGUUUGAAAGCAAGCCCGCCCCCGAGGAGCCGUUCUUCAAGCACAAAUGUCGCUUCUGUGCCAAAGUGUUUGGCAGCGACAGCGCCCUGCAGAUCCACCUGCGCUCCCACACCGGGGAGCGGCCCUUUAAAUGCAACAUCUGCGGCAACCGCUUCUCCACCAAGGGGAACUUGAAGGUGCACUUCCAGAGGCACAAGGAGAAGUACCCUCAGGUCCAGAUGAACCCUUACCCGGUGCCCGAGUAUCUGGACAAUGUGCCAACCACCUCAGGGAUUCCCUACGGAAUGUCUGUUCCCCCGGAAAAACCUGUCUCGUCAUGGUUGGAUACCAAAGCUGCCAUGGCAACCCUGCCAGCCUCCGUGGGUCUUCCACUCUCCUCCACUGGAACCGGCGUGGGGGGUGUAGCGCCAUCUGUUCCGCCCCUGUACCAGCCUGCUGCUGCUGAAUGCGUGUCGCCGAGCCAGAGAGGCCGGGACGCUCACACGUCUCCGCUUUUAGAGACUCCGCUGUCCAACCAUGAGAUAGAAGGUUCGAAUCUAGAGAUGGUUCACCUGCCCCAAACUUGUCCCCAGAAACCCAGAAGCACUCCGGCGACCGGCACCACGAUACGAUCCGUAGCCACCACGCCUGAACCUGCAGCAUCGGCAUCGCCCGUCUCCAGCUCCCCCUCCCCCCUCCCACUAAACUCAGAAGAGGUCUCCCUCUCAUCCAGCGACCCCAUGGACUCUAUGCAAACCUCGGAAACCUCAAAGCUCCAGCAGCUUGUGGAGAACAUCGACAAAAAGAUGACGGACCCUAACCAGUGCGGCCUCUGCCACCGCAUCCUCAGCUGUCAGAGCGCGCUGAAGAUGCACUACCGCAUCCACACGGGCGAGAGGCCCUACAAGUGCAAGGUGUGCGGCAGGGCCUUCACCACCAAGGGCAACCUGAAGACCCACGUCGGGGUUCACCGGGAGAACCCGCCUGUCCAGGUGCAGCAUUCCUGUCCCAUCUGCCAGAAGAAGUUCACCAACGCCGUGGUCCUUCAGCAGCACAUCCGCAUGCACGUGGUGGGUCAGACCCCGGAGUCCGCCCAGCUGGAGAUGGCUGGAGAUAUGAAUGACAGGAGCUUCGACAGCCCCAGCAGCAACGACCAAGACCUCGGUGAUGACGUUUCCAUGGAGGGUGACGACACGGAGGAAGGACGUGACGUAGAAAACGUGGCGCUUCUGAGUUCCCCGAAAUCCUCACCUGCUCCUGAGAACCAAAUGAUGAACCUCAGCACCUUCUUUGGGAGUAAACCCCUCACAAACGGCUACGGCGACUACGCUCAGCUGCAGAUUAAAUGCUCUUUGACGGAGAAAGGCCUGGAGAACCUGGGUGCAAACAGCCCCCCUGCAACACCGCCUCUAUCGCCGCCGCAGAGGACGGACUCUGGAGAACUUUUUGUGGCCUCGGUAAAGAAAGAACAUCUGGAGUCACCUGCUUCUGCACCCUUGGAACUGAGAGGAACGCAACCUAAUAAAGUGUGCGUGAAAGAAGAGACCAUGUAUUGUUCAGCCAUCCAACCCAGACCAAUGGGUCUUCCCAACCUGACCAGCACGUCAUCCAGAUCGAUAAAGAUGGAGGUAAACGGCCACAGCGACGGCCAGCACCCGUCCUUCGGUGUGCACCUUUCAGCGCCCUACCCGUCUGUCGUCACCAGCCCGGGAAUAACCUCGCUGCUCGGCGCCGCGCCUCCUCGCCGCGCACCCAAGCAGCACAACUGCAACGUGUGCGGCAAGAACUUCUCCUCGGCCAGCGCCCUGCAGAUCCACGAGCGCACGCACACCGGCGAGAAACCAUUCGUCUGCUCCGUCUGCGGCCGAGCCUUCACCACCAAGGGCAAUCUGAAGGUUCAUAUGGGAACUCACAUGUGGAACAACACGCCGGCCAGGAGAGGCAGGCGGCUAUCGGUGGACAACCCCAUCGCCCUCCUGGGUGGCGAUGCCAUGAAGUUGGGAGAAAUGUUCCAGAAGGACCUGGCCUCCCGCGCCAUGAACGUGGAUGCGGGCUUUUGGAGCCGCUACGCCAGCGCCAUCACCAACAGCCUGGCCAUGAAGAACAACGAGAUCUCUGUGAUUCAGAAUGGAGGCAUCUCCACGCUUCACCAGAUGACUGCGGGCAUAGACAGAGUGAACGGCACAGCCAGUCCAAUGACGAGUCUGGCCAAGAACGGCAUGGAGCUGGGAAACGGCAGGCACUUUUCUAUGCUGAUUGAUGACAGUAAAGAAAUUGGAAUCAACUGAUGCAAUCUAUUAUGGACAUUAAAAUAUUGUUGGAAAACAUCUUGUUUCUUCUGAUAUGUAUAUACACACAAAUAGAUUUAUUUGAUUUGUUCAUGGAGAGACGCUAGUAGGGGAUUCACAGUUUGCUGUAUUUGCUUUGUUUUCUUGUUUUUGUUGAAUAAUUACCUGGGAAUCCACUCAUGGCUGAGAGGGAUGGCUGCUCGGAAGAAGGGAACAUACUGAAUGUUCAAAUCAAUAAUGCAAAAAGUCUGCGCUCCAUCCUCUGGACAGCUGCCCAAUGCUGCUAGCUGGUGCAAAGCACAACAUAUGCUGCUCUGUUUGUCUGUGUUGUUGCUGGAAAAUUGUCUUUUGUUAGCAACACUGGGGCAGAAUAAAAUGGAGAACAAAAUGCUCGGCUGACUACCUCAAUUGCCAAAAGCUCUACCUCUCCGGAUCAUGCGUUCCCACGCAAAAAUGG
This is a messenger RNA of Doryrhamphus excisus (bluestripe pipefish), 9429 nucleotides long. Lineage: Eukaryota; Metazoa; Chordata; Actinopteri; Syngnathiformes; Syngnathidae. The record is from RefSeq and is a predicted model, not a curated record.